AAACAUUUACACUCACGGUCCCUGCAAUUCUGAAGACGACAAACACGCUAAUGCUGCUUGCGCUAUAUAUUUUGUUGUCUUAGUUUAGGUUUUACUUCUUAUAAUGAUGGAGCUGACGUCAGAGAUGUAUCUGUUUCUCAUCACAAGUAUUCUUGGCAGUGCUGGAUCAUUACUGCCGUUCUUAAUGCAGUUGAUAUUACGAACAGUAGGAAAAGAAAGUCAGGCAGAACGACUAUUGCGACAGGAGAUCCUCAAGUUAAAGCAACAAUUGCAAACCAUUAGUAUGGUAGAUCAGUUUGCUUCAUAUGCUAAGGUGCAACGCAAGAUUAAUGCUCUUAGUCAGCAAUAUAAGGAUAAAGCAAUGGAAAGAAGUGUUGGAGAACAGCGUGUACGAAUGGUCUUAGGAGGAACAUUACGGACCAUAGUGGGGCUCUUGUGUGUAUGGCUUAUCUGGGAACAUAGAUCAGAUCCUGUAGUUUCUCUACCAACAAAUCUUGUGUGGCCCUUUGGACCUAUUUUGGCACUGCCUUCCUGUGAAGUUGGUCAGAUAAGUGUCAUGAUAUGGCUCGCAGUUGUCCGAACUGUCUGCAACAAAGUAAACACUGCACUUACAUCACCCAGAACAACACCACAGCGAGCAACUCCAAUCUUCAAUCCACCUCCUGUAUCUCCAACAGCUGUGCCAGUAGCUCCUCCGUUAGAUUAGAUUAUAUUUUUUCUAAUUAUUACAUGCCAAAUGUACACUAUCAUUGUUAUGUAUAUGAUGGAAACAUUUCAGAGCUUAGUGUUCCAAGAUUGUAUAUUGAAAAUGUUUAAAGUCACAAGCUUUGUUAGUUUUCCUAAGUGACAUGGACCCUUUGAGUUUUGUUUGUCCUUUUUUGUAGUUGGUCUUUUAGUUUGAUAUGUGAUAUACUACAACACAUAUUUUUUUAUUUUUGCAUUUCAUAUUGAUGCAAUUUACCAAGGCUUAUGCUUUGUUAUAUUUAGUUGUUUCUGUUGGUAUACAUUUAUGCACAUGUGGGUAUUUGUGUGUGUAUUUCAGUUCCAGAAAAAAUAUAUAUGGAAUAGCUAUAAAUACAUGUAAUUGCUGUUGUUUUCAUUUAAAUAUUUCUUUUUCAUUCUUCAUAUUCUUUUCAUUUUAGGCAUUAUCAUUUGUUAAAGAAGAUAUUCCAUUAUAUGUCAUCAUUAUUUUUGCACCAUCCAAUAACUAGACCUUUUGUAACCCAAUACCAUGGAAUGACAUGCAACUACAUGCCAUGUCCACUUUGUUUAGUUUAUCAGUUGUCUUUACACAUAGACGGCUCCACAAGUACUUAGUCACCAAUGAGCCAAUUACCAGUACAUUGAUAAUCAUAAUGUCUCUAAGGGUAAUAACAGCAUUAAAAUUGUUAACUUUAGUGGGGGGAGGGGGAAUAAGGUGAGGUCACAAGAACUAUAAAAGUACUUGUGGAACCAUCUGUAAGUAGAGACAUUUCAUAAAACGAUACUACAGUGAAGGCUACAUCUUCCCAGCAGCAAUAUGGUAAUAAUUAUGCUUAAAACUUAUUUUGGUAAGACUGAGAUCUGAUUUUCAGCCUGCUGGGUUGAUGAAUCAUGUAAUCAAUAUCUUUAUAUUUUCACUUAAAAAAAGUAAUUUCAGGCAGAUACAUUAUUUAAUUGUUUUGUUGUCAUUUAUUCAUAGAAAUAUAAAAUUAAAAGUGAUGUGAAUCCUGCACCCAUUAUAAUGGUUCCUGAUUAAGGAAAAAGAUCUUAUUCUUUAAUUUUUUUUAUCAUCCCAAUAGUGAACUGUAAUGGUUGU
Penaeus vannamei (Pacific white shrimp) is the source of this 1798-nucleotide messenger RNA. RefSeq names its product guided entry of tail-anchored proteins factor 1. Gene Ontology annotation, cellular component: GET complex. The record is from RefSeq and is a predicted model, not a curated record. NCBI's taxonomy places the organism in Eukaryota, Metazoa, Arthropoda, Malacostraca, Decapoda, Penaeidae. Gene Ontology annotation, molecular function: protein-membrane adaptor activity. Gene Ontology annotation, biological process: tail-anchored membrane protein insertion into ER membrane.